Messenger RNA from Sardina pilchardus (European sardine), 5685 nucleotides. Its product is annotated as FERM and PDZ domain-containing protein 4-like. Lineage: Eukaryota; Metazoa; Chordata; Actinopteri; Clupeiformes; Clupeidae. Gene Ontology annotation, molecular function: protein binding. The annotation marks the transcript as partial. The record is from RefSeq and is a predicted model, not a curated record. Gene Ontology annotation, cellular component: cytoskeleton. The transcript has 16 exons.
UGCUGCAGCCAUAAGAGUAAAUCAUCGGGUUGGCCUCCGCCGGCGGGCAGCUGGGCCGGCCUACAGGGGGCGCAAUAUGGCUGGGACGUGGCGCGCGACUCCAGGGACUGCUUCAGCAAUCACGUGUCCCAGAGCAACUCUCUGGAGGAGGUCCCGCUGGACGGAGGACUGCUGCUGGCCCCGACCCCGCGCAGGGUGGAGAUGAGGAGGGACCCCGUGCUGGGCUUCGGCUUCGUGGCCGGCAGCGAGAAACCUGUGGUGGUGCGCUCCGUCACUCCAGGAGGUCCCUCUGAAGGCAAACUCAUUCCUGGGGAUGAGAUCAUUAUGAUCAACGAGGAGCCAGUGGCCUCUGCUCCCCGCGAGAGAGUCAUCGACCUUGUCAGGAACUGCAAGGAGUUCAUCACACUGACGGUGAUUCAGCCGUACCCGUCUCCCAAAUCAGCAUUUAUAAGUGCAGCCAAAAAAGCCAAAUUGAAAUCCAACCCAGUCAAAGUGCGCUUUGCCGAAGAGGUCAUCAUAAACGGCCAGGUUCCGGAUGCAGUGAAGGACAACUCGCUCCUGUUCAUGCCCAACGUUCUGAAGGUUUACCUGGAGAACGGACAGACCAAGUCCUUUCGCUUCGACACGAGCACCUCUGUCAAGGACGUGAUCAUGACGCUGCAGGAGAAGCUGUCCAUCAAGUGCAUCGAGCACUUCUCCCUGACGCUGGAGCAGCGGGGCGAGCAGCGGGCCGAGGCGGCCGCCGCCAACAAGAGCCUGCAGCUGCUGCACGAGCAGGAGAUGCUCACUCAGGUUACGCAGAGACCCGGGUCACAUAAGAUGAAGUGUUUUUUCAGAAUCAGCUUUGUCCCAAAGGAUCCAGUUGAGCUUCUCAGGAGAGAUGCAGUAGCUUUUGAAUACCUCUACGUACAGUGCUGCAACGAUGUGGUGCUGGAGCGCUUUGGGCCCGAGCUGAAGUACGACGCGGCGCUUCGCCUGGGCGCCCUGCAGAUGUACAUCCUCACCAUGAUGACCCGCCAGACGCAGAAGGUCUCGCUCAAGUACAUCCAGAAAGAGUGGGGUCUAGCACUGUUUCUUCCCCCGUCAGUGAUGUCCCACAUGAAGGAGAAGAAUAUCAAGAAAGCUCUCACACACAUCCUGAAGACGAAUCAGAAUCUAGUGCCUCCAGGGAAGAAGAUGACAGUGUUGCAGGCAAAGGUGCACUAUUUGAAGUAUCUCAGUGAAAUGAGAUUGUAUGGGGGAAGAAUAUUCAAAUCUUUUCUCCUGCAAGGAGAGAAACAAACAGACGUCAUCUUACUUGUGGGCCCAAGGUACGGCAUCAGUCACGUCAUCAACGUCAAGACCAAUCUAGUGGCUCUUUUAGCCGACUUCAGCCACGUGAACAGAAUCGAGAUCCUCACCGAGGACGAGACCAAUGUGCGGGUGGAACUGCACGUGCUGGACGUAAAGCCCAUCACACUGCUGAUGGAGUCGAGUGAUGCCAUGAACCUGGCCUGCAUGACGGCCGGCUACUACCGGCUGCUCGUGGACUCCAGACGCUCCAUAUUCAACAUGGCCAACAGCAACAGCAUGGGAGAUAUGGACAGUCAGGAUCGGGGGCUGGAGUGGCCUUACAGCACGUCCUUCGGAGACCUGGAGGACCCCAGUGGUCAGGGCUACCCCGGUGAUCAGGGCUGCCCCAGCCAAUCCUACCCCAGCCAAUCCUACCCCAGCCAAUCCUACCCCAGAGACUCGGACUCGGACUACCCAGAGACCACCAUAGAGGAGAAUAAUCACGGCUCUCCCUUCCGGACGGAGGUAUUCCGGCCUCCCCCGCCUCCUCCCGUGGACAGGCCCGCGAGCGGCCGGAGAAGCCCCAUCCCCCCACCGCUGCCCCCUCCGCGCCAGAGACUGCCCCAAGACUCCCCCCGCAACACCAAAGUCUCCUUCAUCUUCGGCGACCCGGCUCUGGACUCGGUGAGCCCCCAGAACCUGGGCUACCAGCGGCUCAUGGACGAGAGCCCCGAGACAGCGGACGAGGGCCGCGGCGGCUCGGCGUUCCUGCCUGGCGGCGCGGGCGGCCUGCGCAUGCCGGACGGCAUGGCCUUCAAGAACGUGGUGUACAGCAACAUCGGCGAGGGCAAGAUGUUCGCCGCGCCCGGGGACGGCCCCGAGGAGCCCCUCCUGCACCACCUCUGCUACCCCGAGACGCCCGACGACGUGGAGGACGAGGACGACGGCAGCGGCGAGGAGGACUCCACCGUCACCGGCGGCGAGGGGGAGGAGGAGGGCGACGCGGCGGGGGGGACGCUGCCCCCCACGCCCCCCGGAAAACCCACCUUCCUGGCGCUCUCGGGCUCCAGCGACGACAUCAUCGACCUGACGUCCCUCCCGCCGCCCGAGGGCGAGGACAACGAGGAGAGCGACGCGCUGCUGCGGACGCUCAACAUGGCCAUCGCCGCGCCGCCGCAGGGCUUCCGGGACAGCUCGGACGAGGAGGGGGCCGAGGCCAAGGAUCCGUCGCAGGGCUCCUGCGAUAGCGACAUGCCCGUGUCCCUGAUCGACGCCGUGCCCACGCACGGGGAGCCCAGCGCGGGCAAGAGGCUGGACCACGCCGUGGUCACCACCCUGCAGGCUCUGGAGGCCCUGGCUGUGGCAGAGGAGCCCGCACGGCCACCCAGACCCAACAGCAGUGCAGGAAGUGGCAUAUCUCGAACGUUCAGCCCAGCAUCCUCCUCUGAUUCAGGCAAUGAAACCAACUCGUCGGAGAUGACCGAGAGCUCGGAGCAGGCGGCGGCCCACAAGCUCACCGAGAGCCACAUGCGCCUCCUGGUGGCCACCACCGAGGGCUACCAGCCGCUGCUGGAGGAGAAGACCGAGUUCCCGGUGUCGCCGUGCUCGCGGCCCGCCCCCAUCCCCAAACCUCCGCGCAGCCCGCGACACCGGCAGGCCGAGCCGCAGUCCUCCACCACCACCACCACCACCACGGCAGUCGCCCCCACAGUGCCUUCCCAGCCCGCGCUACCUCUACGCGGCCUGGAGAUGGAGCCGGAGAGCAUGGAGGACAAGCCGCUGGGCGACUACAUGGCCAGGGCGCGCUCCUCCAGCACGCUGCUCAACUCCUGCGGCGGCGGCAGGCGGCCCGGGUCCGGCGCGGGUCCGGGGAAGCACCACAAGAAGAGCGCCUACGACCCAAACACGGGCAAGUUCAACACCUUCACGGCCCGCGACAGCCGGCGGAGGGGCCAGUUCGACGUGGAGCGCACCUCCUUCUGCGAGAUGAUCCAGCGGCAGGAGCCGCUCCCCGAGGAGGGCCUGCUGUCCAGCCAGAGACACAGCAGGCUGAGCAUCCCCCACCUCGACCACAUCGGCUCCGGCGAGCUCCGAGACGACUGCGACAGCGGCGGCGGCGGCGUCUCCGAGCACCCACAGGGCGCUCCGCUGGCCUCGCCGUCCAAAAAGCCUCGCGAGCCGUACCCGCCGGACUUCGGCGGGGACGAGCAGACGCCGCCGCAGCACGGGCAGACGCAGGGGGCGUCGGCGGCGGCGGCGUCGGCGGGGCCGAGCGCGAGGCCUGGCGUGGCGCGGCUGUGCGAGUACCACCUGGCCAAGCGCAUCUCCACGCUGCAGAGCGAGGCGCAGCACUCCCUCCAGAGCUCGCAGUGCUCCUCGCUGGACGCCGGCGCCAACGGCAGCACCAGCAGCAGCGUCUGCGCCACGCCCACCGACUCCCCGCUGGCCACCGCCGCCGCCACGGCCGGGCCGGGUCCGCGCCAACACCACCACCACCCGCUCUCCGAGUCGGCGCAGUCGCUGGUCCACUGCCUGCCCGGCGGCGGGGGCAUCUCGGCCAGCCAGCACCCGCACGCCGACCCGGCGCUCCUGCGCAAGAUGCUGCCCAACAUCCACCCUCCGCCGGCGGCCGGCUCCGACCCCAGCCUCAGCCUCAGCGCCCCGCGAGGCCCCAAGAUCAAGGAGACCACAGGUACCGCUCGCAGGAGUGCUCUUUUCACUGAUGUGCAUGCAAAACCGGGCUGUGUUAAGAACCUAAGCACCAAGGAGGGCAGCGAGGCCUAUAGGCAGCUGAUAAACUACCUGACAGUGAGCCAGAUGCACCAGGGGGGCAAGCUGCAGAGCUCAGGCCUGGGGGGAGGAAGGAAGGACAGAAGGCAUGCCGGGAAUAACCCGCUGCUGCUCGACAUGGUUAGGGGUAAGGGGAACACCAUUGCCCGAUGUCCCUGCAUGCCACCCUCACCCUCACCCUUUCUGAGCCCCAGCCUAGCGCCCGCGGGCGGGUUGCCCCCCCCCGCCGCACAGGGCCCCUGGGGCCCCCGAAUGUACCACUCGGCCACGCUGCCCGCUAAGCUGAAGAGGAGUCCUGACUUGCAUGCUCAGAGACCCGCCGCCAGCCUGGAGGUGAGCCGGGCCGCGCGCCACGAGCGGAGGAGCUCCUUUUCCGGCCUGGAGGGCGAGCUGGAGCGGGCCGUGCACCCCGAGCGGCUCCGGUCUCUGGCCCGGAGGGACGGUGCCGGCGAGGGGGCGCCCUGCCGCGUGCCAAAACUGGAGUCGCCCAACCCGCUGCGGCAGAACCACGUCCAGGCCCAGGUGCCGCUGCUCUACCAGUGCGACUCGUCGUCCCUGAGCAGCCUGCGGAGGAGUCGCGAGCUCCGCAGGAGCACCAGCAACAUCACGGCCGGCUCGGGCAGCGUGGAGACCCUCUUCGACCGCUCCCGGGGCUCCUCGGCCACCCGGUGCCCGCAGGCCCCCGUCCAGUCCGCGGAUUCCAAGCUGCAGCAGCGGCGGCCCACCAAGAAGCGGCUGUCCAAGAGCUACUCGCAGGGCUCCAUGUCCUCGCAGACCACCUGCUGGUCCAGCGGCGGCCGAGACAGCCGCCGGGCCUCCGUCAUGCUGCCGCUGCAGAAGGACAGCAAGCACAUGAAGGGCUCGCAGAAGCUGGACGCCAGUCCCUGGAGGUGCCACGGGCCCUUCAGCUACUGCUUCUUCAAGCGGAAGAGCCAGACGGAAGAGGACGACACGGACGGCGAUUCUUCCGGAAGGUUCCGCGGCGACCUGGAAGAGGCGGGGCCCUCGCAGUACGACCCCAACGCGGCCCUGGACCCGGCCGGGGAGCAGCUCUACGGCGAGGUGCUGAACAACAUGAGCUUCGGCGACCGGCUGGCCCGCAUCAACGCGCUCAAGGACCGCAUCUACUCGUACCCGGCCGGCUUCGCCGACGUGCGGCGCGACUCCAGCGAGCUCAUCGCGCUGGUGCGCUCCAGCGUGGGCCGCGGCGACCGCGGCGUGCCUCCGCUCCAGGCCCACGAGCUGGCGCAGUACAAGCAGCUGCUGUCCAUCGAGUCCAAGGAGCUGGGCCGCGCCUGCCGACGCAUGGCCCAGGCCCACGGCAGCCCCGAGGAGAUGCUGCUGGCCGUCACCUGCAGCUUCCAGGUGCUGUGCUGCCUGUGCGAGGCCUGCAUGUGCCUGGUGCGGGGGCUCGGGGCGGCGGCCGCGCAGCAGCAGCGCGAGGUGGUGGCCAAGGUGGACGAGGUGGUGAUGAACUACAUCUGCCUGCUGCGCGCGGCCGAGGCCGCCUCCGGCUGCGCCCCCGGAGACCACAGCGUCAAGACCCUGGCGCGCCACUCCAGCACCAUGACCGCCAUCGCCAACGCCCUCACGCGCUCGCUCAAGACGCUACUCAGCAAAUAG